Molecule: messenger RNA, 2677 nt
Organism: Neopsephotus bourkii (Bourke's parrot)
Lineage: Eukaryota; Metazoa; Chordata; Aves; Psittaciformes; Psittacidae
Gene: FAM131B
Product: family with sequence similarity 131 member B
Exons: 7
Coding region: 107-1264 (385 amino acids)
Source: RefSeq, a predicted model, not a curated record
GUUUCCCGCUGAAGGGACUGGCUCCAUUCCGACCUCCCCCACUCCCUUUCUCCUCCGCCUCCUCGCUGCUGAGGCUGCCGCCUCUUCCCGGAGCCCUGCCGGAGUGAUGGGCUGCAUCGGAUCCCGCACUGUGGGAAACGAGGUGAUUGCAGUAGACUGGAAAGGACUGAAAGAUGUGGACCAAAUCAAUAUGGACAGCACCAGUUCACUGCAUGGCAGCAGCUUCCAUCGACCUUCCACUGAGCAAACACGGACAGAUUUUUCCUGGGAUGGUAUCAAUCUCUCCAUGGAAGAUACGACCUCCAUCCUCCCCAAACUGAAACGCAACUCCAAUGCUUAUGGGAUUGGGGCUUUGGCUAAAUCAUCUUUGUCUGGCCCCUUAGGGAUAUCUCGCAGCAUGAAGGACCAUGUCACAAAGCCAACAGCUAUGGGCCAAGGCCGGGUGGCUCACAUGAUUGAAUGGCAAGGCUGGGGCAAAGGUAACAGCCAGCAACAGCAGCACACGCAUGAGACAGCACGCAAAGACGCUGAUGCCUACUCAGAUCUGAGCGACGGUGAAAAGGAAGCCCGGUUCCUUGCAGGAGUGAUGGAACAGUUUGCUAUUUCUGAGGCAACUCUCAUGGCCUGGUCCUCCAUGGAUGGUGAGGAUGUGAGUGUAAACUCAAACCAGGAGAACCCAGCAGGCAACUACUCUGAGAAUUAUCAAGAGCUAAUGGAAAGCCAAGAGCAUAUGGCCCAGACGCAGUAUGAUAGUUGGCCUCACUCCUACGUCUCACAGGGCAUGUAUUGCUUAGGUUCAUCCGAUGCCUGGGAGACCAGUGACCAGUCCCUCAUUGCUUCCCCAGCAACUGCCUCCUACUUAGGCCAGAAUUUUGAUGAAUCCCAGACAAACCUUCAGGAAAGCAUUUUGAUUCAGAGCAGCCUUCUCCAGCAGCAGCAGCUGCAGCAACAGCGGCAGGAGCAGAACUUCAUCCAGAGCACAGGGCUGGUCCACGUGUGGCCCCUGCAGACUGCUCAGUGUGGGGCAGAGUCCAGCACGUACAUGGAGGACCACAUUGAGGAUGAAGGGAACCCACAGCUGGAGAAGGCUCCUCUCCUAAACAAGAAGCCAUCUCCAGAGGAGGAUGAUGCAGUGUGCCGGGACCUGGAAUCGCUGUCUCCUCGAGAGGAGAUGGAACAUGCUGCACUGAGCCGCAAAGUCUCAGAUGUCACCUCCUCUGGGGUGCAGUCCUUUGAUGAGGAAGAGGGGGAAACAAACAACUGAUGCUUUCUGUGAAGUUCUUAUCACUGCUGAACCAAGAAAGGGGUGGCAAGGGAUGAAAUUACAGGGAUUCUCCAGCUCCCCACACUUCUGAGCAGACACAUAUUCCCUUCCUGACAUUGAAUUAUUUUUUUAAACAAGAGGAAAAUCUCAACGUGAUGGACACAUGAAGACCUUUCCUUCCCCUCUACCAUGGACACACGGUUUUGAUUUUCAUUGCUCUGGGCAACACGUGAGGUGCUUGGAGAGGUCUGGAUUGGUAAAUAAUUUCUAAAUCUUUUUAAUACAAAGUCUUGACUGUGGAUACAAACUCUUCUGGUACUGGGGAUGUUGCUGACGAAACAGACAUGGUAUAGAGAGCAGCUGUGUGGCUAGAAUCCAUCUUGGCAGAAUGGAUGUUGCUCUGUGGACAUGGUCCCCUUUGAUAGAAUAUAUGAGUAUAAACUGGUUUAAAAUGAAGAUAUGGCUUUACAAAUAUAGAUUGCACUAGUAUUUUGAUUGUGGCUGAUACAGAGGAUAAGGCUGUAUUUGAUACAGACUGUCCUGAGGUGAAAGAUUUGCUGGGUAACCAGAUCCUCAUUAGCACCUUGAUAUGAAAUUGUAGGCUCGAUGGAUACAAACUGCACGCUGUGGGCACGGGUUGUGCUGCAGUACAGAUGUUGUAGCUGUGUGCGCAUGGCUCUGCUGUGGCAUGGAAGAAUGGAUGCAGAUAUGAAUCUAACCCUGCUCUCAGAUAUUCGUGCUUUGGUCUCUUUCAUUUAAUUGUUUCUUCCCUUGAAAUUUCUACCUUCCCAGGAGCUGCAGGAUCAGUGUGUCCUUCUGGCAUUGGGCACUUGAUGCCAGUGGAAAGGACUUUUUCAGCUAUGGAGACAGUCAUAAAACCUAAGUCUUAUAGGGGCUUGAGGACAUGUCCAUCUUGGUGCUGCCGCUGUUGUAUCCUUCUGUCUUUUCCCUUACCAGCAGUAUGGGGAGACCUAGAGAACAGGCAGCAGAUCCAGAAGCAGUGUGUACAGAUAUGAGAUCACAGAUAUCCAGUUUACAUUGGAGUUUUCAGUUUUGGGGUUUGUUUUUAACCUUUUUCUAUUGCUGCAUAAGUGUUCCUAACAAGUUAAUAGUGGGAAUGACCUGUACUCGAGUCAUCACCUAAUAGAGAUACUGCACCUUUCCCAUUUCUGCCUGUCCUCUGCAGUGCCAGUAUAGCUGGAAGAAAAAGGAGCGAGAUGAAGUUUUCUCCUCCUAUUUAUUUCUUCUUCCUGCUAUAUUUUCUUCUUUCGUUUUCCUACCCCCAAGCAAUAUGAAUAAUGCUCAGUACUUGGUCUGUUUGUUUUUCCGUUCCAUCUCCUUUUUAGGACUGGAGAGAGCUGAUUUCAGCUGUUUUACCUAUUUGUACAGGUUCUAUUUUUGGUUGUUGUUGUU